AUGACUAACUCUGACUAUACACUUUAUCAAUUCCCUACUUCCCGUCCCACCCUUGCAGCCCUUGCUAUCCGAAAAAACACUGUUUCCACCCUUGGUAUUUCCUCACAUUCCACCUCUAAUCUUUGCAUUGUUCAAUGUAGAGAUAGUACGUCUAACAGAAAGAUUUUCCUAAUUUCCGUAUAUAUAGAACCUCGACAUGACCCAUAUAACACUUUAGCUAACUUAGAACAGUUUAUUUUAUGUAAUAAUAACGCCUCAUUUCUAAUCUGCGGGGACUUUAACGGAUGGCACGGUUUAUGGGGUUCUAGAGCUAACAAUGAUAGGGGAGAUCUAAUCUUUGACCUUAUCUGCAAUAAUAAUUUCAUCAUACACAACACAGGCAACUCACCAACAUUUCACACAGUCACACACCAACUUCCACGCGAAUCAAUCAUAGAUCUCACACUCACUAGUAAUUGCUCACACAUUCAUAUUAACAAUUGGUCAGUUAAUUCGGGUUUAAUAGUCAGUUCAGAUCAUUUUCCAAUUACUUUUAAAGUUUCGUUUAAUAAUAUUGCAUUAACUAAAAACAAAAAACUCUCUACAUUUAGAUACAACACAGCCUUCAUUCGUUGGAAGGACAUACAAGACAAAUUUGCAGAUGAGGUCGGGAGGGAGCUCCCCUCUGUAGAGACCAUAAACUCUGCGAACUCACAUGACCUAGACAAUAUUAUUAAUAAACUUACCUCGACUUUACAAAAGACAUGCGACAAGUUACUCCCCCGAUCCCGUCACGCCCCUCCCAAAGCUCCCUUCUGGAAUGAAAACCUACAGUCAUUAAAGGAAAAGGUUCUACACGCACACCACAGGUUAUGUCGAUUCGUACGACGCAAACUACCCCUUAAUAACGUUAUCGUCGAGAGGGAUAGAGCUCGAAGAGAGUAUUCGACUGCUUUCUGCGCCGCCUCUACUGAACAUUUCAGAGAAUUCUGUACCAGACAAACUAAAGAGGAUGUCUGGUCGGUAACCAAUCGUUUAAUUAAAACUAAACCCCUCUCUCAACCACCCUCUACCCUCCGUCUUAGUGAUGGUUCCUACACCUCCUCCACGCACGACACUGCUGACGCUCUAAUAAGAAACUUUUUCCCCGACGACUCUAAUGACGUAACUGACGCACAAAUAGCUACUAGGACAUUAAUGAGUCAACCUAUUAACACGCUUCCCGAACCUAAUUUUACCUUUAUUGAAAUACUUAAUGGACUCCGACAAAUGAAUCACAAAAAAGCCCCUGGAAUUGACCACUUGACCUCUGACAUAUGUUUACAGUUUGCUACUUGUUUCCCCGACUUUAUUACAACUUUAUACAAUAGAUGCCUUACUUUAUUAUAUUUCCCUCGUCCCUGGAAACACGCCGUAGUCAAAAUCAUCCCUAAGCCCGGCAAAGAUAAUUACUCUCAACUAUCCUCCUUUCGCCCUAUCGGACUCAUUAAUGUUCUCGGAAAAUUACUCGAAAGACUUAUAAUUGACCGACUUACCUUUCACCUUAAUCGACUACGACUCAGCAAUCCUCGACAGUUCGGGUUUAAACAGCAGACUUCCACUUCUAAAGCUAUCAUUACAGCUUUAGAUUUAAUAAGAUCUAAGAAGGCACGCGGGGAGCACGUUAUCGCUGUGUCCCUCGAUAUCAAAGCCGCGUUUGAUAACGCGUGGUGGCCUGCUGUUUUCGCCCGACUACGACAUUAUGACUGCCCUAGCAAUAUAUAUUAUAUACUCCUCAAUUAUAUACAAAAUAGAACAGUAGGUAUCGACUUUUCCGACAUAUCUGUGACUAAGACUAUGCGCAGGGGUUGCGUGCAGGGUUCCGUAUGUGGUCCCACUAUGUGGAACCUAAUUAUGGACGAACUACUUGACAUUGACCUCCCCACUGGCUGCCAUAUUCAGGCCUACGCUGACGAUGUCCUACUCAUCACUCACUCAUCAUCCCUCUCCGACUUACAGACUAUAACUAACAAUGCACUUGACUUAAUCUAUAACUGGGGUUCAAACGUUAAAUUACGCUUUGGCCCUGAGAAGACAACCCUAACCGCGUUCACCAAUAAAGCAAACUCAGUUAGCGUUAUCAUGAAUAAUGUACAGUUAGAAUUUAUAGUUCAUGGUUUCCGCACUCUCAGCACUAUUACUUCUAUUUCUAUAGCUCAACUCAUCCCUCUCCCUGAAAAGAUAAAGUCCGUCGCAACCAUCGAAACCUCUAAACACCUUGGUUACUCCUCUUUCCUUCCCUCUGAUAUUCCACUAGAAAAACCCUCUCCCCCGUCGUCUCUAUUACAUCCGUCCCUUCGCACCCCUAUCACCUUCACCGAGAUUAGCUCGAUGGAGGAAUUCUCAUCCCUUAGCAUAAAUUAUUCCUACCAUAUAUUCACAGAUGGCAGUAAACACGAUGGCGUUGUUGGCGCGGCAUUUGUGGCAUUUGAUCCAUGCGAAGUUUACGUCACUAAAAAAUUUAAAUUACACCCCUCCUGUUCUGUAUUUCAAGCUGAAAUGCUUGCAAUCCACAAAGCAUGCGAGUGGAUUGCCUCCAAUAGUAAUAACAUUAACUCCUGUAUCAUUUUCUCAGACAGUAAAUCUUCUUUACAAGAAUUAUCAAACCCAUAUUCAUAUAAUACUUUUGCCGUUAACAUCUUUCACCUCCUACAUACUUUAUCGUCUAGUAAUAUUAAUGUCGGCUUCGCAUGGGUCAAGGCACACAUAGGCAUAGCUGGCAAUGAGAUCGCUGACAUUGCUGCGAAAUCUGCUGCCUCCCUUCAUAAAUCACCUGACUUUAUCCACACCCCUAUUUCCCACAUUAAACUCCGUUUACGCGACUCACUUAUGGACUCUAGGAAAUCAUUCUACGAACAACCCCUUACCUCUUGUCAUACUAAAAAAUACCUUCCGACAUUUGAUGACCUCUCCGCAUUCCUCUCCCUGGUUUCCGAAACCCCAGCACACAGGUAA
This is a messenger RNA of Leptosia nina, 2973 nucleotides long. The record is from the annotation of a GenBank genome assembly. Lineage: Eukaryota; Metazoa; Arthropoda; Insecta; Lepidoptera; Pieridae.